AUGGCGGUGUCAUUUUAUUUUCAAAGUUUCUGUCCACAGUAGAAACCGGACAGUGAUCGACUUUCUGCUCAAACCAUUCUAAGGUGCGGAGAGGUAGGGCAGCAAUGGAUCAACCGAAGAUGGUGCGGAGAGGUAGGGCAGCAGUCGUAGUUCUCGGGGACAUCGGCCGCAGUCCUCGGAUGCAAUAUCACGCUCUUUCUCUAGCUCGCCAGGCUCAUCUAGAGGUGGAUAUUGUUGCAUAUGGAGGUUCAGACCCCCAUUCUGCUGUUUUAGAGCAUCCGUCUAUUCACACUCAUAGAAUGACACAGUGGCCAUCAACCCCUCAAACAUUUUCCAAGAUGCUACAUCCUUUAAUGCUCAUGCUCAAGCCAUUGAUUCAGUUUGUGAUGCUUUUGUGGUAUCUCUUUGUCAAAAUUCCUGCCCCCGACGUAUUCAUAGUGCAGAAUCCUCCAUCUGUUCCUACAUUGGUUGCUGUAAAAUGGGCAAGCUGGUUCAGGCGUUCUGCAUUCGUCAUAGAUUGGCAUAAUUUUGGAUACACCCUCCUUGCAUUGUCUCUUGGCAGAAACAGCCGAUUUGUAACACUUUAUAAUUGGAUCGAAAAGCACUAUGGAAGGAUGGCAAAUGGGUCAUUGUGUGUUACAAAGGCAAUGCAACAUGAAUUGGCGCAAAACUGGAGUAUAAAUGCCAAUGUUCUGUAUGAUCAGUCUCCUGAAUUCUUUCAACCUGCAUCCCUUGAGGAGAAACAUAAGUUGUUAUGUAGGAUUAGUAAAAGCAUACAAGAGCCAUAUGGCCAGAAAGAUUGUCUGAGCUAUGGAAUAUUGGGGACAGACAAUUUUGACUCCGAUAAAACUCCUUUUACAACUCAGACCGAAAACGGUAUAUACUUGAAGCUGAACCGACCAGCUCUCAUUGUCAGCAGUACAAGCUGGACCCCAGAUGAGAAUUUUGAAAUCCUCUUAGAAGCAGCUGUCAUGUAUGAUAGACGAGUUGCUGCAAUUCUAAAUGAGGAUGACUCGCAUGGGGAGGAGCUUGUUUGGCAGGAAAUGAUGCAUGGGAAACAAUUUUUGUACCCAAGGUUGUUAUUCAUAAUUACCGGAAAAGGGCCUGAAAAGGAAAAAUAUGAGCAGAAGAUCAGAAAACUGAAUCUGAAGCGUGUAGCAUUUCGUACAAUGUGGCUUUCGGCAGAGGAUUAUCCAGUGCUUCUUGGAUCAGCUGAUCUUGGUGUUUGCCUUCACACGUCUUCCUCGGGUCUGGAUCUUCCAAUGAAGGUUGUGGAUAUGUUUGGUUGUGGAUUGCCAGUGUGUGCAGUUUCCUACUCUUGUAUUAAGGAGCUUGUAAAAGUGGAGGAGAAUGGACUGCUUUUCUCGUCCUCGUCUGAACUAGCAGAUGAACUUAUGAUGCUAUUCAAGGGCUUCCCAGAGGAAUGCAACAUGUUGAAAUCCUUGAGAGAGGGGGUGUUAGAGACAAGAUGCUGUGCAAAAUGGGAUUCAGGAUGGGAAGAGAAUGCCAUGCCCUUAAUAACCCAAGAAAUCGAUGCAGGUCAUCUCGCAAAGGUUUGGCUGAAAUAUGAGAGGAUGGGAUAGAUAACCUUGGGAGUUGGGACACCUCGGAGCUUCAGAUUAUAUGAGGGUAGUGCAGAACAAGUUGUUAUACUAGGAGUAUGUUUUAUUAACAUUAUUCUAAUUUUGUUUACAAAGAUGUAUUUUAAUCGAAACUUAUUUGUAAGACAAGACUUGCUAAAUGUUGAAUGCAUUGAAACAUGUUGAAUGUAAUCAACUUUCUUGUAUGUCUUGAUUCUUAGAAACCAGCCAAACCACUUAACCGGUUUAAC
Messenger RNA from Cuscuta europaea, 1831 nucleotides. NCBI's taxonomy places the organism in Eukaryota, Viridiplantae, Streptophyta, Magnoliopsida, Solanales, Convolvulaceae. The record is from the annotation of a GenBank genome assembly.